AUGGCAGUGGCAAGGCGGAUUACAAUCAUUGGGAGAUUAUCCUCUUUGCUCAGCACUUACGAACAAGCUUCGGGGCAACGUUUAAAUAGGGAGAAGACUGCUAUAUUUUUUAGUAGGAACACCCCUAUAGAUGAUAAAAGGAGAAUAUUGGAAGUAGCAGGAAUCCCAUCUUCACAGAGAUAUGAUACCUAUCUAGGCUUACCGGCCAUUGUGAGGAAGUCUAGAAUGAGAGCUUUUAAUAGUAUAAAGGAUAGGGUUUGGAAACGCCUUCAAGAUUGGAAGCUAAAAUUCCUAUCCCAAGCAGGAAAGGAGAUCCUCUUGAAAGCGGAGGAAAAUAGCCUUAUUGCAAGAAUUUUGAAGGCGAAGUAUUACCCAAAUUGCUCCGUCCUAGAAGCACAAGUGGGGAAUAAACCUUUUGUGUGGAAAAGUAUUCAAAGUACUUCGUCACUUGUAAAAGAGGGUUUAAUCUGGAGAAUUGGGAAUGGGGCUAGUGUGCAUAUCUGGGGUGACAAAUGGCUUCCUACACCUAGUACUUACUGUGUCCAAUCUCCCCAAAAAAUUCUGGCAGCAGAUGCAGUGGUCAGUACUUUAAUUGAUCCAGAUGCCCAUUGGUGGAAGCAAACUUUGCUGGAAGAGACUUUUAGCCCAGAGAAAGUUCAUGUGAUUCAGAGUAUUCCAAUUAGUUCAAGCAACCAGCCUGACACUCAAAUCUGGAGAGGCUCUGCUAAGGGAGAGUUCUCUGUAAGCAGUGCCUACCAUAUAGCAAAGGAGCGGGAAUCACUAUAUACUGCUGAGAGUUCUAGGAGAGUUGAUGGCAGUGAUAUCUGGAGAAGGAUGUGGCAACUGAGUAUUCCAAAUUCUUGGAAAAUUUUCUUUUGGCGGGCAUGCCAUAACCUACUGCGCACACGGGAUAACUUGGUGAGGAGGAAAGAAAUCAAUUAUCCAUCAUGCCCUUUCUGCGAGAAGGAAGUUGAAACUACCUUCCAUGCUCUCUGGGGGGUGGGGAAGGAAAAAGAGAUUUUUAUUGAAAAUGCUAGGCGUCUUUGGUUCAGAAGGAACAAAUGGAUUCACGAAGGGGUCUUCACACACCCCAAUGACCUCGUGCUUGCAGUUGGUACUGCAGUAGAUGAAGUCCAGCAGGUUAACAUGACAAAGAUACCAAAGCAUACUCUUCGGGUGGAGGCCCAACAACAAUGGAAGAAACCACCGGAGGGGUGGCUUAAAGUAAACUGUGAUGCUGCCCUUGAUGUGAGGAAUGGCCGUAUCGGAGUGGGUGUUUUGGUGAGAGACCACGAGGGAAGGGUGAUGGCUGCAAGAAGUGUCACGAAGUCUGGAUUCCUAGAACCUACUGCAGCUGAGGCCUUGGCCUUGUUUGAAGGUGUUCGGUUAUGCAAGGAUCUGGGCAUUCUCAAUUUAAUAGUAGAAGGUGGCGCUCAGGUAGUGGUCAAUGCCAUUCAGGCAAGGGAUCCGACAUGCAGUAGAUUCGGCCAGCUCAUUGACAACACAAGGUCCCUUCUAAGGGAUUUUCCUAGAUGGCAAAUCAUAUAUGUGAGUAGGAAUGCCAAUAACGGGGCCCACAAACUCACAAAGGAGGCCACAAGAUUGAUCAUGGACCGAACUUGGAAUUAUUCAAUUUCGGAUUGUAUCUGUGAUCUUGUUUCAACUAAGUUUUCUGCUCAUGUUGUUUGA
Corylus avellana is the source of this 1689-nucleotide messenger RNA. The record is from RefSeq and is a predicted model, not a curated record. Lineage: Eukaryota; Viridiplantae; Streptophyta; Magnoliopsida; Fagales; Betulaceae.